AUGUUUCCCUCCCGAGGACAUGCGAAGACCCGUCGUGAUGACCAAGCUGUCCCGCAACGGGACAACCGUGUCCACGACGCGGUUCCAUCCCAACGUCUGAAUCCCAAACCACUGGGCGCUCCAGUUGUUGCGCCUUUCGUCGAUCAGUCCCGUCAGCUCUAUUCUCCCUACACACAAUGCAAGUCCAAUUACGCAGGCCCACCUCCCUCUUACCGCACUAAUCCGUCCGUAGCAACCUUUAAAACUCCUCGUCACGAAUCCCAUACUGCCUAUCCGACUCCGCAGGAUAACCCCAAGUACGCGACUCCCUUGAAAAUAGAUGAAGCCGGACGUGCAGCCCCUAUGUUUAACGAUGUUGCUAGUCAGCCGCCCCAACGUAUGGAGCCCACUUCUCCUGCACAGAGAAUUUCCAGGACACAUCUGGAGGAUCUCGAUAGUCCCCAUUCCCCUACUAGCCCCAAUUCUCCUCGCCGUCGUGCUUUACCAGGACACGGUCAAGCUGCGUGUCCAUCCCCUACGUCCUUCUCCCCGGGACAAAUUCCCGAGACCGAUCCUGCCAGGCUCCACGCAACUGGGAGCAUCGUAGCUCUUCCAUGUUAUGCUUUAAUGGCUCCGUCUGAUAGUAACCUUACCACUCAAGAACGUAGUGAUGGCGCUGUCUCCGCCGAUCUUGACACCGUUCGACGUGCUGCAACAGACUUGUGGAAGCGGAAGGUCAUAUGCUCUAGAUGCAACAGAAUGGCUGUAUACGGAGGAAAUCAUAUGUUCAAAUUCUCUCUCAAAGACGUUGACCUGAGGGCUACCCACGCCUCUUGUCCUUCGUUUGACGCUAUCCUCAUACGUUGCUGUGGGAACUGUGGUACCUAUUGCCGCGGAUGCCAUAAGCGUCCUCAGUGUCUUUCUCCUCAGAACUGCAAGCGGCGUUGUUCUGUUGCUUCUUACGAGAUCAUGGCAUCCCUAGAAGAGGAAAUCCUCCAAUCUGGGGGAGUCUCUAAGUUUCUGAACAGGUCUCGCACUUGGGAGACUCUCCACAAGGCCCUCAAGGUGCUGACGUUCUACUAUGAAUGUGGCUCCGAAGACAACAGCCAGUGGAAUUGCGACAAUCUUCUGCGCCUGUCCUUGCUCCCAAGAGUUAUUCGAUCUGUUCUGAAGUACCAUCAACUGAGCAACUGGCUUGGCUCUCAGCAUAAGCCCGAUCUCUACACGGCGAUAUUUGACUUCUUAGCAGUUUUAUUGCUUAGACAGGAGGACAGAGAGCUCUUUACUGAGCGGUGGUUCUGCAUCAAGGAUAACAGCGGCGGACUGAGGAACUGGAUGGAGCAUGGAGGAACGAUCGAAUUCGAGCGAGGAGAGGAUGGGAGGGCGAUAACGAUGCCCUCGUUCCAGGAACUCCUCCGCGAGCUCCGGAAUGGGCUGUGGUGGAAGGAGCUGACUAACUAUGCCAGGAAGACUUGUCCAGACCGGGUUGGUGCUUCGUAUGCUCGCGAUUGGCUCGUGAAGGUACAAAAUAUGUUGAAGUGA
Molecule: messenger RNA, 1521 nt
Organism: Guyanagaster necrorhizus
Lineage: Eukaryota; Fungi; Basidiomycota; Agaricomycetes; Agaricales; Physalacriaceae
Exons: 2
Coding region: 1-1521 (506 amino acids)
Source: RefSeq, a predicted model, not a curated record